Messenger RNA from Ilex paraguariensis (yerba mate), 648 nucleotides. The record is from the annotation of a GenBank genome assembly. Lineage: Eukaryota; Viridiplantae; Streptophyta; Magnoliopsida; Aquifoliales; Aquifoliaceae.
AUGGUGGUGCCAAACGUUCCAGUGGGUUAUAUUUUUUACCCAACAGAGAGAGUUGAUGUACUAUCUUUUGCGCAAGGCCAUAGGGCAGGAGAGUUGAUGUUCUAUCUUUUGUGCAAGGCCAUGGGGCAGCCAUUGCAGUGCAACGAUGCUGUGACCGAGUGUGAUCUUUAUGGUCAAGUCAAGCCGAUGGAUCUACUUGCGGGAUCUAAAGAGGAAGUUGUUUACGUUUUCACCAAGUUGAAGAAGAAGAGUGAGAAUAGCAGUCAAAUAGAACGCAAGGUGGUGGAGAAGGGUACAUGGAGCAGUGUCGAUAACAAGAAGCCUGUGAAAUUCAAGGAUUAUGUGCUUUGUCGCAUCAAGAAGAAAAAACUUCCGGAAAGGCGUCUCUCAAAGGAGAACUUGGAAGAACCAACAGAAAAUUACCAGUCAGCCAUGUUAAUCGCUGCUGGAGAUGAUUUUGAAGUUGCUCCAUUGCCAUACCACGAAUCGAUUCAGUCGGUCCCCUUGUUGUUGCCCCAGAAUGAAGGAUACCAGCUUCAACAAUACACAACCAAUAAGAACAUCUUAGUUGCAGCAUCCAUGUCACAAUCUGAAGAAGCUUUGGCCGCACAAUCUGGAAGCAGUAGCCAAACAAUCCAGUGGAAUUAA